This is a messenger RNA of Dunckerocampus dactyliophorus (ringed pipefish), 1950 nucleotides long. It is a transcript of the gene f7l, whose product is annotated as coagulation factor VII, like. The record is from RefSeq and is a predicted model, not a curated record. The transcript has 10 exons. Gene Ontology annotation, molecular function: calcium ion binding; serine-type endopeptidase activity. Gene Ontology annotation, cellular component: extracellular region. The coding region runs from base 517 to 1386 and encodes 289 amino acids. NCBI's taxonomy places the organism in Eukaryota, Metazoa, Chordata, Actinopteri, Syngnathiformes, Syngnathidae. Gene Ontology annotation, biological process: proteolysis; blood coagulation.
CCGUACUACUAUGGCGUUCACGUUAUGAAAGUCAUUUUUUCGUGUGUUGGGUGUAAUUGAUAAGCAGUCGGUGUUUGGAAAAAAAAAUAAGGAAUGACAGAGGUAGCGGUGUUGAUUCCGGUGUGAUUUUGUAACAGUGUCAAGUUAUGCAACUCUGACGUGAUGAAAAGAGAGGAGCUUUCUAUGAGAGAUGACUCAGAUGUGGCGUUCUGUGAGUGAGGCCUUAUGGGCGAUGUGUGCGGCUGACGCCAUGUCCAUGCCUGUCCAUUGGUACUACAAUAUUGAUGACAUCAAGAGAGACUUUGGUGGCUGGAUUUCUGGCUUCAAUUCACCCAGAACUAAACACCCGAGCAGUAUCCUCAGCCUGUCCAGCACAGCUGGUAGCGGCCGCACUUCUUGGUCAUCUACUGCCAGUCAACAGGAGGUGGUGGGUAACGUCAUUCUUCAUGAUAAAUUGCGAUUUUGGAAAUCCUCUGGUGGCUCCACCCAUUAUCACCAAGGUACCAUUUGCCAGGUAUGAAAGCAGGUGACAACACACUCAAUGUCCUCUGUGCCCUCCGAGCUGCUCACACACUCGCCAGUGGUGGUUAUGCGGACACCUCGCAUCCUGAUGCUCGAGCUGCAGUGCUGGUGGACUACAUUCAGUUCUUGACCACACCUGGCACGCACAGUGACACCUAUGCGGAGUCCUUCCACCGCUCAUUCUUCGCUGAUUGGAAAGAGAGCAGGGCAACAUCAAGCUGGGAGAUUCUAAAGUUUGCGGAGAGACGUUCAAAGCUGAAGCUUUGCUCCUCGCUCCCCGACAGCCAGCUGGACGCCAUCGGCUGCCUUCCCAUGAUCCUGCCUUUCAUUCUGCUGUCAGCCUCAAGUAGUGAGGUGGAAGCUGUUUCCGCUGCAGUUGAGUUUGUGAAGCUCUCCCACCCUCACCCCCGUGUGCCUGAAUAUGUAUCCAUCUACAGUAGGGCAUUGCAUGCGGUGCUGGGGGGCGCCAGCGUCUGCCAGCAGGCCGAACGUGCACUCAGGGCGCUGGGAGUCUGGGAAACCUGCAAGAAGUACAGUCAACAGGCUUCCAGGUUUCCUGAGUCGUCUGAAGAACGGCUGCGCGUCCAUCAGAGUGCCGUCAGUGACCUCGGCCUUGCCUGCUACACAAAAGGAGCGCUUUCCAGCAUGCUCUACCUCGCUCACCAGUUUCAUGACGACCCCACAGCAGGAAUCCUGGCCAACACCAACUGUGGAGGGGAGAAUUGUAACCGCGGAGCAGCACUGGGCGCCCUGCUAGGGGCAGGAGGAUCAUAUACCAAUGCAACCAUCCCUCAGGACUGGAAGGACAAGUUGAGGGAUGCACAGGACUAUAUCCCUGACAUACUCAAGUAUCUGCAGCACUGAGUUUAGGGACUGUUAACAGAGCAACACCUGCAAGAUGCUUGACUGGUAUCAAUCCAAAGAAACCGCUACUUCAGUAUAUUUGAUGAGUCCAGUCUUCUGCUACUCUACAAAUGCAAAGGUUUAUAUUAAAUAUUUUCUUUUUAUGUAACAACUAUAAACAUGCAUUGCUAUGUCAUGAGGGAAUACAAAUGGUCCAAAACAAACCAUCAACAAAACAAUCCUUUGCUCUAAAGUCCAAACAGACAAAACCAACAAAGCCAAUCUGUACUUGGACAGUUUACACACGGCAGUGUUCACGUGUUUCAUGUCCGUUCGUGACCUUUGUUCUGAUCAGAAUAAAAAUGGCCACCACAAGCAGACACACAAAACCUCUCUUCUUCCUCGGACUUCUUGUGGCUUCAAUCCCAGCAUGCAAAGGCAUGUUUCUGGGGAGACCUGAAGCAAGCACUUUCCUUCAUCGAACCCGUCGAGCCAACUUCCUAUUCGAGGAGCUGAAACAAGGAAACUUGGAGCGCGAAUGUUUGGAGGAGAAAUGCUCCUAUGAGGAGGCCAAGGAGAUCUUCG